GUGCGAGAACACAGAGAGAAAGAGAGCUUCGAAAUCAAGCCUCGCGCCCUGCGACCGCCAGUGCGUUUGCCAUGUCACUGAGUAAUGGAACGGACUAAGCUGGCGUUGUCGGUCCCACUUAGCCUGUCAACACGGGGCCCAAGCUGGUGCUGAUUGGGCAUGGAUAGGUUCUGGUGCCUCCGCCACUCUUGUCGGAAGAAUGAUUUUAAGGCAAGCCACCGUUUGACCCGUCUCCACUGGUCCCUAGGUAAUCUUGCAGGCUUGCAGCUGCGCGGGAAACCCCUUGUUCCCGCCGGCCCCGUCGUUCGAUGUCCAGCCGUGAUCCAGGUUCUCCGCAGCCCUCCUCUUUUACCCAAACAUACCCAUUGUUACCCUCUGUUUCCCUGAACCAGAAGAUGGUUCUCUGUUGAAAUGCUUUGCUUACUUAGUUAGCAGUAUUGUAUAUAGGUAGCAGUGAGAUCUUGCUUCGGACUGGUAGUUGACGGGAGAGGGGAAAAUAAGACAUAAGCCAGCAAAAAAAAUAAAUAAAAAAAAAAAACGAACGGCAC
Messenger RNA from Aspergillus welwitschiae, 548 nucleotides. RefSeq lists its product as uncharacterized. NCBI's taxonomy places the organism in Eukaryota, Fungi, Ascomycota, Eurotiomycetes, Eurotiales, Aspergillaceae. The coding region runs from base 160 to 387 and encodes 75 amino acids. The record is from RefSeq and is a predicted model, not a curated record. The transcript has a single exon.